Molecule: messenger RNA, 860 nt
Organism: Drosophila melanogaster (fruit fly)
Lineage: Eukaryota; Metazoa; Arthropoda; Insecta; Diptera; Drosophilidae
Exons: 2
Coding region: 45-545 (166 amino acids)
Source: RefSeq, marked reviewed
CAAAAACACACUUAUUCCACACACUACAUUUUUUAUAUUAAGACAUGCACACCGGAAAAUGUCUGGUAGCAUGGAUAAUUGUAUCUUUAUGCUAUAUAGGACUAGGUGGCGCGUUGAAGGACCUAAAGGAGGGAAAGAUAGCAGAGCCUCUAUGCUCAAACUGCAAUAAAAUUCAGCGCAAAUGUACCGUCUCCCAUUCUGGCCUAUUUUGUAAAAAUAAAACGGAUAAAGAGAAGAUAUUGUUUUCACACAGCUUAGCGGAAAAAUUGUACAAUUUGGAUGAGUGUGUUCCACACAAGUACAACGUUACGGGUCCGAUUUUGGACUGGUGCUGUCUGUGGUCACCAAAAUUGGGCUGCCAGCAAUUGGCCGGAAUCUACUACCAAAACCAAUCGCGCUGGAGGGACACCUGCGAAAUUUGUCUGCACUCCUGCAUCUGCGAUGAGGAUACAAACGGGGUGGUCAAGUGCUCUCCCACGGCUGGCUGCCUGGCUGCCCUGGGCAUUCUGGGCAUCCUGCUGUCGAGGUCUUAUCUAUGGUCUUGAGAUGCGCUGCUUUGCAUAUCACUGGAAAUUCAAUAAGGUUGCCUGCAUGGGGGAAUUCCGAGUGGCCGGGCACAUACCGAAAAACAAAGUGGCCAUUGCACUUAGCCAAGUCGAAUACAAAUCAAGGCAACAAUGGGUCUGCCACUGUCCCCCAGCGACACGGGGCACAUGACUCUGGCCAAAAGGGGAGCCGUGGCAUAUCAUAUUGUUUCUGUUGAUUUUAUUCGGAAUAUGCGAUAGUGGGGAGAGAUAUUCAUAAGUCGAAAACCAAUAGUGGCUUUUCAAAAAAAAAACAUUGUUAAUUAAAAGCAGACC